Molecule: messenger RNA, 825 nt
Organism: Nannizzia gypsea CBS 118893
Lineage: Eukaryota; Fungi; Ascomycota; Eurotiomycetes; Onygenales; Arthrodermataceae
Product: GATA type zinc finger protein Asd4
Exons: 2
Coding region: 1-825 (274 amino acids)
Biological process (GO): positive regulation of transcription by RNA polymerase II; negative regulation of transcription by RNA polymerase II
Molecular function (GO): RNA polymerase II cis-regulatory region sequence-specific DNA binding; DNA-binding transcription factor activity, RNA polymerase II-specific; zinc ion binding
Source: RefSeq, a predicted model, not a curated record
AUGGCAACGGCCGUAGCUAACCAAGGCCAUGUUCAAUUGCAGUCCGUUUGCCAGAAUUGCGGUACUUCGAAGACCCCGUUAUGGCGUCGAGACGAGAUGGGCUCGGUGCUCUGCAACGCCUGUGGCCUCUUCCUUAAGCUCCACGGACGGCCACGGCCUAUGAACUUGAAGACAGACGUGAUAAAGAGCCGCAAUCGGGUGAAAACUUCGGGCCAGGGCCCAAAACGAAAGGCCAAUACCGACGCCAAUAAUCAAGCCACUCCAAGAUCAGAUGGCACUACGCCCUAUGGCUAUGCGCGUGCUUCAAGAAAGCUCUCCCCUGGUCGUUCUGAUGGCUCAAACUCCCCAGUCUCACGAACGGAUACGCCUAAUUUCCAUGGCUCAACCAGUAUCCCUCCCCACAAUAUGUUUGACAACGUCGGACUUUCAGACCCGAACUUUAACCCAUCGGGAAACUUUGCUUCAUUACAGCUGCAACACCCGUCUCCAGGAUCAACAUCUUCUAACGAACGCCAUCUUGACGGGCCCCAGACUUACGAAAGUUUAGUUGCAGCAAACACGUCCCUAAAGACUAGGGUCAAUGAGCUAGAAUUGAUAAACGAUCUCUUUCAAGACUCAGAAUCUCGUCUACGACAGUCACUUAAAGAAGCACAAAAGCGAGAAGAGGACCUAAAACGCAGGAUAAGCGAGCUUGAGGGUCGCUUAUCCGGACAAGAACAGGCUCAAUCCAAGGGUGAGCCCGCAGAACCCCAAGCUAAACGGUGUCGACUUUCCGACUCUUCAGUGAAGGCUGAAAUCGACAACAAAUCUUCGGCGGACGUCUAG